This is a messenger RNA of Strigops habroptila (Kakapo), 1254 nucleotides long. Its product is annotated as protein BTG1-like. Gene Ontology annotation, biological process: negative regulation of mitotic cell cycle; negative regulation of cell population proliferation. The coding region runs from base 88 to 558 and encodes 156 amino acids. Lineage: Eukaryota; Metazoa; Chordata; Aves; Psittaciformes; Psittacidae. The record is from RefSeq and is a predicted model, not a curated record. The transcript has 2 exons. Gene Ontology annotation, cellular component: cytoplasm; nucleus.
AGGCUCGGGGCGGGCCCGGGGCUGUAGCGGCGGCGCUGGCAGCGGGCCGGGGUGGCGGCGAGGCGGUGCGCACCAGCCUGGGCGGCCAUGAGGACCGAGGUCUCCACGGCGGCGGCGUUCGUCACCCGCCUCCUGCGGGCCGCGGGCGGUAUCGGCGAGGAGCAGCUGCGGUGCUUCCGGGAGUGCCUGCAGGAGGCGCUGCGCGAGCACUAUAAGCACCACUGGUUCCCCCUGGUGCCCUCGAAGGGCUCCGGGUACCGGUGCAUUAGGAUCAACCAUAAGAUGGACCCCUUGAUAGGAAAGGCAGCGGGGAUGAUUGGACUGAGCCACGAGAAACUCUUCCAGCUUUUACCCAGCGAACUGACUCUCUGGGUCGACCCUUUCGAGGUGUCCUAUCGCAUUGGUGAGGAUGGGUCUAUUUGUGUCCUUUACGAAAGUCCCCAGCCUGGUGGGAAGCCGACCAAACCGCUGGAGAGUAGGACCAGCUGUAAGGAGGAGUGGAGAAUUGGCAGAUCCAGCCCUUCCAAGAAUUACAACAUGAUGACAGUAUCUAGUUAAAAAUUACUAUUCCUUGUACAAUGAUGUAUGUAUCUAAAUCUCAUGGUAAACUUAAAUGUAACUGGUUUUUUUUUUUUUGUUAUUGUUGUUUUCUGUUGGGUUUUUUUUUUUUGUUUGGUGGUUUUUGUUGUGGUUUGUGGGUUUUUUGUGGUUUUUUUAAUUCUUUCACCCUACUGUCAUUAAAGUUGUAGUACUGCCAAGUUCUUUGUGGCCAAGGGCUAAUGUAUAAAACAAUUCUUUUCACUGCAUGUUACUUUCUGGAUUGUGUACUGUAAAUGCACUGUACAGUUGACUGUUUUACACCUUUAUAUUUUCAAACAAGUUUUGGUUAUUUGUAAUAAAAAGCAAUAUUGUAGCAUUCUUUACGAUGGAUUUUAGUCAAGAUUAGCACUUGUUAAAACAUUCCUGAAUUAUUUGAGCAAUAACACAAAAGAGGGGUGGGUAGCAAAUCUAACCAGCUGCACGUAAGUCUUCUCAGCGAUUUGUCUGCAGACUUCUCUCAGGGUCAUUUAAGUUUGGCUGCAAGGCACAAAUAACAAAAUAACUAACUCUUAUUUUUCCUUUUUCAAAGCAUGCAUUUAUUUGAGGGCUGGAUUCUGUCAUGCCCUGACAUUUUGACAAAAAGAAUUGGGAAAUUAGUUUGUCUUGUUAUUUCUAGUUAUUGGAGUAGACCAAUAAAGACUUGCCCAAACUGCU